AUGGCGCAGCCUAGGUCUUCCAAGGCUUCGUCUUCCAAAGCAAGUGGUAAUGAAAUCGACCACACCGACUUAUUGAUCAGCGACAUAGGCAACCUCUAUCAAAGCGGCAGACAUUAUGAAAACAAGGAGCUCGAAGUCGAAUUACUCAAAUUUAUCGACGACAACGCUGUGGAAGUUUUGAGAUCCUAUGAAUUUAUGGAUUUGUCAUCUGAAGUUCUUCAAGAAAUUCUCGAUCGUGACUCGUUUUAUGCUCACGAAUUGGAUAUAUUUCGUGCGGUUUGUCGCUGGGUCAAUAAAAAUCAAAACGAAGUGGAACGUGACACUAAUAUCAAAGUCUUAUCGGCCGUCAGGUAUCCGAUAAUGAGUGCUGAAGAACAGUCUCAAGCUAGGGAAUCACAACUGGUUAGAUCGGAUUUAAUUUCAGCUGCCAUGCAAUUAAGAAGAAACACGUGGCCACAAGAUAAGCCUCAAAUUCGGGGACAGCUAAAACUCAAUGUGCAUAUUCUUUGUGAGUAUCAUAGUUGUCCACUUCCCGAUUUGAAUGUCAUUCAUCAGUCUCAGGGUUUUUCGCUUUCAAAUAACGACUUCGGUACUAAUAUGAUAAAGUUGGUUACUCCGUCAUUUGUAAACUUUUUGGAAAUAUCGUUGUACAACGCACGGUUCACUGACUUACAUAAGCGUUACUCUUAUUACAUUGAAGUUUCAAACGAUGGGCAAGAUUGGGUGCGUGUUGUUGAUCAUUCAAAUUAUAAUUGUCAAGGAGUUCAAGAAUUGUGGUUUCACCCACAAACGGUAUCAGACUCAACUGAGUCUGAUGAACUGAUGUCAGUACUGACAAGCAUAAACGAGGAGGAGGUAAAUACCAAAAAUAAAAAUGUGUCGUUUGUUGAGAUACUAUGGGAAUACGACCCUAGAAUGUACUUCUAUUAA
This is a messenger RNA of Adelges cooleyi (spruce gall adelgid), 930 nucleotides long. RefSeq names its product BTB/POZ domain-containing protein 9-like. The record is from RefSeq and is a predicted model, not a curated record. NCBI's taxonomy places the organism in Eukaryota, Metazoa, Arthropoda, Insecta, Hemiptera, Adelgidae. Gene Ontology annotation, biological process: circadian behavior; modulation of chemical synaptic transmission; adult locomotory behavior. Bases 1 to 930 code for a protein of 309 amino acids. The transcript is spliced from 6 exons.